Scylla paramamosain (green mud crab) is the source of this 1425-nucleotide messenger RNA. Its product is annotated as nephrin-like. Bases 1 to 1425 code for a protein of 474 amino acids. Gene Ontology annotation, biological process: cell-cell adhesion. Gene Ontology annotation, cellular component: plasma membrane; cell-cell junction. Gene Ontology annotation, molecular function: cell adhesion molecule binding. NCBI's taxonomy places the organism in Eukaryota, Metazoa, Arthropoda, Malacostraca, Decapoda, Portunidae. The transcript is spliced from 10 exons. The record is from RefSeq and is a predicted model, not a curated record.
AUGGACAGGCAGCAGGAAUUGGAAGUACUGAGGGGAUGGCUUGAGGUCGCUGCUGGGGGAGCUCAGUUCUCACGCCGGCGUAAAUUUAGUAGCCAGCCAUUCAGUGCCGUGUAUUUAGUGCCGCCCUAUUUGCCCAACAGCCGACGGUGGAUUGGUGCAGAGGGCGGGGGGUUCGAACGCGGGGUGCCUGGCUACCCCCGCUACUUGUACCUGGGGGAGGCGAGCCGCGGGGAGCACCACCUGGUUAUCAAGGGCGCCACGCUGGAGGACGACGGCGAGUACCAGUGCCAAGUUGGUCCCACCGACACCACGCCGCCUAUCUGGGCCGCUGCCAACCUUACCGUCAUGGUGUCCCCCACCAGCAUCAGCAUCGUAGACGUGGGUGACGGGGGUGUGGUGGAGGUGCAGGAGGGACACACCCUGCGCCUGGAGUGCCUGGUGAAGGGGGCGCGUCCCCCGGCGGCCGUCACCUGGUACAGGGAUGCAAUUACCCUCAGGAAAGAUCUGCACCGGGAGGAGGUGGUGCCGUCGAAGGACUCUCUACGGUGGGACGUGAGGAGCCGCCUGGCACUGAAGGUGGAGGCGGGGGACGACGGGCAAGAGUUUUCUUGCCGCGCCCUCCACCCCGCCCUGCAACACGCCCCCACCACCCUCGUCGCCUCCCUCACCGUGGCCGUGCUGCGUGACCACAGUGUGAAUAAUCAAAGCCCCCGAGGGAGCCAGGACGCCCCACACGUCUGUCGCAGCCCUGGCGUGAAGGUCCUCAACACAAGCAACACUGUAGCACUGGGGCAGAUAUGUGCUGAAAGUCCCAAAAUGUCGGCAUAUGACAUCGUGGUCAAGGAGCAAAACCCACCUGACCCACCAACCAUCACCGGGUAUCGAACUGGGGACGUGCUGGCUGUGGGCGACCAUAGAACACUAGUAUGCCAAGUGAAAGGGGGCAGGCCACGCCCUUUCGUCACCUGGUACAGACACGGCCGCCCGCUGACCCACGCCCCCGCCCACCAGCCCACCAGUGCCUCCCUGACUACUGCCGUCCCGCCCACCUCCGCAACCACCGUCAGCACCACUGCCCGGGAGAGGACCAUAAGAGUGGAGCAGAGGGUGACGGCGGCGCGAGAGGAGGACGAGGCGGAUCCCCCGGAGGACGUGACGAUACUCGGGCCCACGGUGGUAGCGGCGGGGCAGCUCUUCACCCUCACCUGCCGCUCCUCCCCAGCCAAUCCCCCACCCACCCUCACCUGGCGCCUCCAAGAGGAGGUGCGGUGUGCAAGUGCUUCAGACUAUGGUCCUAAAUUUGAUGAUAAUGAUGAAUAUAUCUACAUCUCAUUCUUUCCCUCCGCUUUCUUCCCCAUCGCUAGGGUCCCGCAUAGCCUCUGGAGCCGCAGUAGUGAGCGAGGGGGGCUGGCGGCGGGUGGGUGA